GUUCAAACCAUGUUGCAAUGUAUCUUGCAAAUAGUUAUUCGCAUGGGGCUCAACUCAUAUACCCGCUUACAGAGUCUUCGACGUCUACCAGAUUUUUGCACACUCCUGGAAUGUACAGACAGUUUCGAUUUAUAGACGGCUCAAUUGUGGACAAAAUUGAGCACUUGCUAAAUGAACAGCCGGAAACGCUUUCCCAGCUGGUUGGCAGGGAACAAGGAAAUCAGCAUAUUAAAGGAACGCUCGCAGGAGCUAUGUCGAUGGCCCUCUGUCAUAUCAACAAAAUCCAGCAAUCUGACGAGCUGAACGCAUUGAAAUCGCGGCUCUUAGUAGUGAGCAUCAGUGACGACAGCACGCUGCCGUACGUUUCGGUUAUGAAUACAAUAUUUGCGUCUCAAAAAAUGAAGAUAUCGGUGGACGUUUGCAAACUAGGACCCAGCUCGACUUUCCUUCAACAAGCAGCCGAUGCCACCAACGGAGUCUACAUUUAUAUUACACAACCGGAAGGCCUUAUACAAUAUCUCACAACAGCAUUGUUUAUUGACCCUAUGUUACGACCGAUCAUUGUCCUGCCUACUGACGAGUCGAUAGAUUUCCGCGCUUCGUGUUUUAUAACCAACAAAGUUAUCGACGUGGGCUACGUUUGCUCCGUGUGUCUUUGCAUCCUGAGUGUCAUUCCGGAGGACGAGAAAUGCCCUACGUGUCAUUCCAAAUUCGACCACAAUCUAAUUACCAAACUGAAGAGAAAGCCUAAAGUUUUGCCUCUCAAGAAGAAAGAUAGGGAGUUGGGAGAUAGGAACGGGGCAGCCGCACCAGAGUCUGCCUGACGAACACAAAACCUUUAACAUCAUUUAUAACUUGUCGGUCAACACUCAAGCUUCAGUAGGUGCUGGUUUUUGGAGCCGAGCCUGCGGGUUGGUGUUUGGGAAAACAAGGUCCAUAUAACUGGUCAGCACACUAAUAACCGCAAACACAACCUUGAAAAUCGCUGGUUGCGCUUCAUCGUCAGGCGACUUAAUCAAUGGCUCAUUCAGAUAGCUCUGCACAGCGAGCAAAAGACACGACCAAGCCAAAGGCUUGUUUCUCAUAAACAUGGCCACCAUUGGCAAGUUCUGAGCAGCAAAUCCAGUAGCGGAAUUGCGGGGUUUCACCGGCACAUGCACAUAUGGCUUGGCGAGUUCGGGUCUUUUGACGUCUUUGGACAUUUUCCUAUGGUGUGAAAUAAAUAAUAAAAUGGAUGGACGUUUAUAAUUUUCAGUUAGAUUUGGACAGUCUUUUUUAGUCACGUGCAUGUAUCACGAGUAUACAACCCAAAAAAAUAAGAGCAUAAUUUCGCUAGCGCUCGCGAAGAACACAAAAGGGGAUUUCGUUUAGUGAAAAAAUCUGAUGAGUUCA
Ogataea polymorpha is the source of this 1392-nucleotide messenger RNA. RefSeq lists its product as uncharacterized. Gene Ontology annotation, cellular component: transcription factor TFIIH holo complex; transcription factor TFIIH core complex. The record is from RefSeq and is a predicted model, not a curated record. Bases 18 to 824 code for a protein of 268 amino acids. The transcript is spliced from 2 exons. Gene Ontology annotation, biological process: regulation of DNA-templated transcription; nucleotide-excision repair. Lineage: Eukaryota; Fungi; Ascomycota; Pichiomycetes; Pichiales; Pichiaceae.